AUGAGAAAGAAAAGAAGUACCAGAAGUAAAGAAGACAUGGCUGAACUCAAGACUGCGUGUGAAAGUUGCGAUAUUGGAUCGCCGUCUGUUCAUACAUUUUACGAAAGCGCCAAAUGCGAUUCAGAAGAAAACUACGAGCUCUUCUCCCAAGUCAGUUGCAAUUGCGCCGAGCGAAAAUUCACGGAAUCGGAUGUCGCCAAAAUCGGCCCAAGCUGCCAGGAUAUCACCGAUUUGUACCUGGACUCGAAUAAUAUUGAAGAAAUUACAGAAUAUACGUUCAAAGAAAAAGGCUAUUUGCGAUUUUUAUCAAUGCAAAACAAUGGUCUAAAGAAAAUUCACGAAAAAGCCUUUCUUCACCUAAAUAAACUUCAACAAAUUCGUCUCGAAAACAACGAGCUAGAAUCGCUGCCCGGAAAACUGUUCGAACAAAAUGUCGAUUUGCAAACUAUUUACCUCAUGAACAACAAAAUCCACUCGCUGGGCGAUGGCAUUUUCUACAAUCUUCUCAACCUCGUCGAUUUGAGACUCUCGCACAAUUAUAUUCAGAAUUUGCAUCAGCAAGCUUUCAAAGAUGUUGGCAAGCUCUCGAUGUUAUACCUGGACCACAAUAACCUGACGACGAUCCACAAAGAAUGGUUCGAAAACUUCCACACUCGCUGGACGAGAGAAGAGCACGGCCAAAUCUUCCUCGAUCCCAAUCCGUGGGUCUGCGAUUGCUCCUCUACCGAUUUCCACAACUUUCAAAUCGACAAUGAGUUCUUCCACGACAAAUACAGCCGCGACGAAGGAUACGUGUCUCUUGGCUCUUGUCAGUAUCCGCACACGCUGAGGGGGAAGAAGUUCGAAGACCUGACGACGACUGAUGUUGAAGGGGAAAGUGAAGGUGGAAAAGGGCGAGGAAGAAAUGGUCUGGGUGACGGUAGAUGGUGCUCCCCGCCGAUGGUUGAAUUUAUUGUUCGAGAUGCAUCGAAUCACAGUGUCCAAAUCGACGAUUUCGAGCAAACACCCCUUCUGAUGGAAAACCUGGACGAAGCUCACAACGGCCCUGCAAUCAAACAUUCCAUUCGUGUCCUCGACCACACUAUCCAGCAACUUACUGUUAUUGUUACAGUCACUUCAACGCUCGCGCAGUUUUCUGAUCCGAUCCACGAUCAAUUCUCGGUCGAAAUUGAUAACGCCAACGAGAGCGGCUACUUUGCGAAACUCUUCUGGCUCUUCAUCUUCUCCGCGCUUUUCUACGCGAUCUAUACGAAUCGCGAAAUGAUUCUACGAAAACUCCGUUCUUUCGUUCCAGUCCAAGCGCCUUCUUCGCCCGCUCAAGAUCAAACAGUCAACUACAGUCACUUGCCAGAGCAUGACAAUGCGGCCCUCGUUUCCAAUGAACAGCUUUAUGAGCCAGAGACGCCACAAGAACUCAAAAUCAACGUCUAA
Molecule: messenger RNA, 1431 nt
Organism: Oikopleura dioica
Lineage: Eukaryota; Metazoa; Chordata; Appendicularia; Copelata; Oikopleuridae
Source: the annotation of a GenBank genome assembly